AUGCCUUCUUCCCCGAUCCCCAUUCCAGGCAGCCCUAAUGAGCGGGCAGUCGCCAUUUCUGCCUCACCAUCCUUCUCUUCACCACAACUGGGAGUAAAGCCACUUCAUCCAGUCGAAAGCGUCGAUCUCCGUCUUCUGCUUCUCGAAAACAUCAGCCAGGAGGCCGUCGCUGCAUUUCGCUCUCAAGGCUUCCAUGUAGACCACCACGCGAAGGCCAUGACUGAGGAAGAGCUCAUCGACAUUUUACCAUCCUACCAUGCAAUCGGUAUUCGUAGCAAGACCAAAAUCACUGCACGCGUCAUCAAAGCUGCUACCAGAUUGCUCGUUAUAGGAUGUUUCUGCAUUGGCACCAAUCAAGUCGACCUCCCCGCUGCAGCGCAAGCCGGAAUUCCUGUGUUCAACUCUCCGUUCUCCAAUUCUCGUUCGGUUGCUGAACUCGUGAUGGGAGAACUGGUUGCUCUCUCCAGACAACUCUUUGAACGCAGUUACGAGCUUCGCCAAGGAGUCUGGAAUAAGCAGUCCAAGGGCUGCUGGGAAGUACGCGGAAAAACACUGGGUAUUGUUGGUUACGGGCACAUUGGCUCACAGCUGUCGGUUCUGGCGGAAGCCUUUGGAAUGCGUGUCAUUUUCUAUGAUGUGCUAAACAUCAUGGCUCUUGGGUCAGCUCGGCAGGUUGAUUCUCUCGAAUCCCUUCUUUCCGAGGCCGACUUUGUCACCCUGCAUGUCCCAGAACUCCCAGAGACGAUCAAGAUGAUUUCUGAGCCCCAGCUCUCUCUGAUGAAGCAGGGAUCAUAUCUCAUCAACAACUCGCGUGGCAAGGUGGUCGACAUUCCUGCCUUGAUCGCUGCUGUCGAGUCUAAACAUCUUGCUGGUGCUGCUAUCGAUGUUUUCCCAGCAGAGCCUGGUGCUAAUGGCGCGCCAUUCGAUGACCAACUCAACACUUGGGCCAGCGUUCUUCGCACACUUCCAAAUGUUAUUCUCACCCCACAUAUCGGUGGCUCGACGGAGGAGGCGCAACGAUUAAUCGGGCAAGAGGUUUCCCAAGCUCUGAGUCGCUACCUCGAUUAUGGCUCUACGAUUGGCGCAGUCAACUUCCCAGAGGUCGACCUUCGUGCGCUCACUGCUGAGCAAGGCAACCAUAUCCGGGUCUGUCAUGUGCACAAAAAUCAACCUGGUGUUCUCCGACAGGUCAACGAAGUCCUUUCGCCAUAUAACGUCGAAAAGCAAUUCUCAGACUCCAAAGGCGACGUCGCGUACCUCAUGGCGGACAUCGCUGAUGUCAGUCUUGAAGAUAUCAGUCAGCUGCGCGAGUUGAUCAGUGGCACGAGCGCGAAUAUUUUGACUCGAUUCCUGGCUUAA
Molecule: messenger RNA, 1359 nt
Organism: Mycena indigotica
Lineage: Eukaryota; Fungi; Basidiomycota; Agaricomycetes; Agaricales; Mycenaceae
Product: D-3-phosphoglycerate dehydrogenase
Exons: 2
Coding region: 1-1359 (452 amino acids)
Molecular function (GO): oxidoreductase activity, acting on the CH-OH group of donors, NAD or NADP as acceptor; NAD binding
Source: RefSeq, a predicted model, not a curated record